Molecule: messenger RNA, 1587 nt
Organism: Metschnikowia bicuspidata var. bicuspidata NRRL YB-4993
Lineage: Eukaryota; Fungi; Ascomycota; Pichiomycetes; Serinales; Metschnikowiaceae
Gene: NAR1
Product: Nar1p
Exons: 1
Coding region: 1-1587 (528 amino acids)
Biological process (GO): iron-sulfur cluster assembly
Cellular component (GO): cytosolic [4Fe-4S] assembly targeting complex
Molecular function (GO): 4 iron, 4 sulfur cluster binding
Source: RefSeq, a predicted model, not a curated record
AUGAGCGCUAUUCUCUCUGCCGAUGAUCUUAAUGAUUUCAUAUCCCCUGGAGUGGCAUGUAUAAAACCAGUAGAAGGUCCAAGUGAAGGUGCUGGCAAUGCUGGUGAAGUGGAAAUCCAAAUUGAUGAAAACGGAGAUCCGCUCGAGAUAUCUAAGAUUGAUGGUAAAGUCUCUACUCUUUCUGCCGCACAAAUUUCUUUGGCAGACUGCCUUGCUUGCUCGGGGUGUAUCACGUCUGCAGAGGAAGUGCUAGUUGCCCAGCACAACCACGACCAGCUUUUAAAGGCUCUUACAGAAGGGACAAAAUCUUUCGUUGUGAGCAUAUCACAUCAAUCUAGGUCUUCAUUAGCCCAUGCGUUUGGUUACUCCAUCGAAGAAAUGGACCGGCUAUUAGUGAACUUCUUCCAGUACCAGUUGGGAUUCAAGUUUGUUGUUGGCACUGCUCUUGGCCGCAAAUUAUCUCUUCUUCAAGAAUCACAUGAAUUAAUGCAGAGAAAAAAAGACACCAUUACUGCACCAGUCCUCUCCUCAAUUUGUCCCGGGUGGGUUUUGUACGCUGAGAAGACUCAUCCAUAUGCUUUGCCCUACAUGUCUCAGGUGAAAUCGGCCCAGCAAAUUACGGGAUGCAUCCUAAAGAGUUUGGCUGCUGAGGAAUUAGGAAUUCCGCGUGAAAAUGUGUAUCACUUAUCAAUCAUGCCAUGCUUUGAUAAAAAGCUUGAAAGCGCUCGUCCUGAGGCGAGCUCUGAACUUGAGGCAUCUGACGUCGACUGUGUCUUGACUGCGAAAGAGUUAGUUAAUCUCAUCGAGAGCUCAGAGUACAACUUGAUCCCCAAAGAGGGACUCGCAUCCGUUCCUGAUAUGCCCGUCACUGAUCUCUACAACUCAUGUGCCCCUGAGAUGUGGCCUUUCAAAGACCUAUCAUGGGCAAAUGAUUCGGGAUCUCAAUCCGGUGGAUACGCACAUAAUUAUUUGGGGAUAUACAAAAAUCAUCUCAUGCAUACGGACCCGAACAAGUACACGGAGGAGGGAUUUUGUGUACGGACGAUUGAAGGCAAAAAUUCCGACAUUUAUGAGAUGCGGCUUAUGCAUAAAGAUGAAAAGGUUGCAUCUGCCGCGGUGGUGAACGGUUUUAGAAACAUCCAAAAUCUUGUGAGAAGGCUCAAGCCAACACCUGGUGGAAUCAAGCCCACAAAGGCGAAUCCUCUUGUAGCCAGACGACGUGCACGUGUAGCUGGAAAGGCCAGCUCAUCGACUAGCGGAGAUGAGACGGCGGAUGCUUCGAAAUGCGACUACGUGGAGAUCAUGGCAUGUCCCAAUGGCUGUAUCAAUGGCGGAGGCCAGAUUUCAAGUCCACAGCCGAGUCUGGAAAAAGAGUGGCUUAAUCAGGUCAAGGAUGUUUACGAUAAGAUUAAGAUGAUAGACAUUUCGUCAAACCAUAACGCUGACAUCACAGAGCAGUUAUUGUCAUGGUGCACGAAAUUCAGCGACGAUGCUGGCAUCUCGCAGUCGAGACUUUACCACACUUCAUUCAGUGAAGUAGAGAAACCCACCGAUCCAAAUUCGAUAUUGUUGGGCGCUAAAUGGUAG